UCGGAUACAUCCGAUAACUCCACAAACAGAAAACUCAUACUAUGAAGUGAACAGUUAAGAUAAGCAUGUCUGUUGGUUAAUCGCAUGCUUGGAGCCACUAACCAUAGCAAAGAGACUUAAAUCAAUCAAACAAAUCAUGGUCUUCAAACUUAACUACAUUCAUCAAUUGGCUAAACAGAGAAAAAUUCCCAACUUUCUCAGUGAACACGGCCUUUCUAUCUACCAUAUCAUAUCAUAUCAAUCCUCCCACGAAGAAGAUGGAAGAACUACAACAACAACAUCCAUCCAAAGCUUCCUCACCAAAGGAAGCAUCAUCAACAACCACAACCACAACCACAACAACAACAACCAGAACUGCUGUGAAUUCUUCAGACUCGAAUUCUUCUACCCUAACAACAGAAGAACCCAAUGCUCCUCCUCAACAGAAGAAGAUUGAGGAACAACAACAACAACAACAACAACAAGAGCCUGCUAAGGAUGUUGCUGAAACGGAGACAAAUCAAGCACAACCUCAACAGCAAAAACAAGGUGAAGAGAAGGUAAAUGCUGCAAAUUCUCCUUCAAAACAAGUGAAGGAACAACAGGAACCGCCAUUGCAGCUAAUUAUCAAGCUAAACACAAAGAAGAUAGUACUAACCGAAAAAAGUUGCGGUGGAGGAGGGGUUUUGUGUAGAGUCUUCGUUAGCUAUCGAUGGGAAGAGGGGUUUUGUGCAGAGUCUUCGUUAGCUAUCGAUGGGAAGAGGGUCUUCGUUUGCAAUCGACGAAGAGAUGCUCGCUCUCGUCGUCCCUUGCUCGCCGCCUUCACUGUCGUCGUCGGAAUCCGGAAUCCGAAUCGCCGCCUUCACUGCCGCCUUCUACUCGUCGUCACCCACUGCUCGCCGUCUUCACUCGUCGUCACCCACUGCGUGGAGAGGAUCGCCGUCUUCACUGCUCGCUAGCUGCGUGGAGAGGAUCGAAGGAAGGAAGAGGAUCGAAGGAAGAGGGGUUUCGGCGGUGAGAAGAAGAGUGUAAUUGGUUUCGAAGGAAGAAGAGUGUAAUUGGUUUCAGACAACCGGUUGUACCGGUCAUCAACACACAAAUAAAAUAAUAAAUUAAUAAUUUAAAU
This is a messenger RNA of Linum trigynum, 1105 nucleotides long. Lineage: Eukaryota; Viridiplantae; Streptophyta; Magnoliopsida; Malpighiales; Linaceae. The record is from the annotation of a GenBank genome assembly.